Messenger RNA from Puccinia graminis f. sp. tritici CRL 75-36-700-3, 1140 nucleotides. RefSeq lists its product as uncharacterized. The transcript is spliced from 3 exons. The coding region runs from base 1 to 1140 and encodes 379 amino acids. NCBI's taxonomy places the organism in Eukaryota, Fungi, Basidiomycota, Pucciniomycetes, Pucciniales, Pucciniaceae. The record is from RefSeq and is a predicted model, not a curated record.
AUGACAACACCAAACAAUAUCGUUCUUGACCCUGCACUCCAAGCACCCUUUCCAAAUACAGAUACAAUGGAAUCGGAAGGUCCUUUGGCUCCACAGAAAUCGUCUCGAAAAAGGAAUAUAUCUUCAAGAGAUAACCUGUAUUCUAUCAGUGUUCCAAAACCCAAGACUGCUAAAACACCGGCUGCAAAACCAAAACCCCCCAAAAAAACUGCGAAGAAAAAGAACCAAACUCCAAAAGAAACCGGAAACGAGGAGGGACAACCGGUGGCACCUGAUGAAGAAAGACAAGGUGAAGGUGGAGAAGGAAGUGAUUCGGAAGACAGUGACGAAUCGGACAAACAAGCGCGUGCUCCCAACUAUCUGGAGCAUGAGGAUCUCCAGCUCUGUACCUCAUGGCUUGAAAUAACCGAAGACGGCCGGAAAGGGACAAAUCAAACUGGUGCGGCCUUCUGGGAAACAGUUGCGAACCACUAUCGAAGCAAGAUUCCUCAACCUCCACGACCGUUGAAGAGCAUCAAAGGCCAUUGGGGCCUCAUACAAGCGGCGUUAAACAAAUUUCACGGGUGUGUGAACCAAAUCAACCAUUGGAAUCCGAGCGGUACAACAGUGGCCAAUCGGAUCAGCAUGGCCCACACGUUGUACAGCAAGCUUCACGAGAGGCCAUUCAAGUACAUGUCCUGCUACGAUCUCCUUUCCAAAGCCCCUAAGUGGCACGAUUACAAUGCCUCCAUCACCAAAAAAGCUGAACAGAAAAAUUCAGCCACCGCUCAGCCCUUGAGCCCCUUGCCAGCGUCUUUGCCUAGCUCUACGCCUGCUGAGACCGUUAACUCAACUUCGGAUGCCUCCGGUGACGAGACUGCGCGUGGUGGGGAAUUGGCUCGUCCAAACGGCCGAAAAAAGGCAAAGGUGGCCUAUCAGGUGGAACGACUUGACAAAUCCAAUCACGAACACCUCAAGAAGAUGGCUGUUGCUCAUGUUGACAUAGCCGAGGUUGCCAAAAAGCAACAUACCUCACUAGCCAGUGCGAUGUCUGCUCAGCACUCUGCUCUUGAACGACUUGCAGACGAGGCAAUCAUGAAUAAGGACCUCACCGGCGCUGACGACGACGUCAAGAGGUACUAUACCCUCCAACGAAAAUGA